GGAAAUCCCCACGUGUCUAUUUUUAACGAACGCGGUGGGUGGAAGAUACUAGAGAGAGAGAGAGAGAGAGAAUAUGGGGAAGACACCGGCGAGGAUGAAGGCGGUGGUGUACGCGCUGUCGCCGUUCCAACAGAAGGUGAUGCCUGGUCUCUGGAAGGAUCUCCCUUCCAAGAUCCACCACAAAGUCUCCGAGAACUGGAUCAGCGCCACCCUCCUCCUCACCCCUCUCGUCGCUACCUACACGUAUGUCCAGCAGUUUAAAGAAAGGGAAAAGAUGGAGCAUAGGUACUGAAGGCAUGGGUGAAGUCGAGUGCUUUGAGUGAGCAAAUAUUUUACCGUUACUGUCAAAUAAGAAGCAUGUUAUGAUAUAGUUAUCUGCAGUUGUUGUCAUGGAGCUUUGCAACUUAAUAUGAGUCAUUUCCAGAUAGUAGUUGGUUACUCUUUUUAAAACUUUUGUUGUGGCGCUGCUUUCUGUUUUGAAAUGUUUGUGGGUAUGUUUAUGUGGUGCGAAAAACAUUUUACAAAACAAAUGUCCCAGUUUCCGGUGCGGCCAAGAUGGCCAUCCUUGAUGAUUAGGAGCACAGUUUGACCGAAUUCCAUGACCAUUAUAGUCCACUGCACUCUUUGAAGUCAGAUUAUUAUGGUCAAUACCAUUCGUAAUGCUAUUUCUGCCUUGUGGAAGUAUGGAAGCUUGGAUGCGCCAUUUUUUCUUAUCCAAAAUCAAAUUGUCCUGUUGGAUUUUGAUUGUUGAUUGACUGACCUUUUGGAUAGAACUGGCACUAGAAUCUGAAGAGGGGCAGAGACUUGAACAUCAGGGCACAAACAUGCAUCCUCCAUAUCACUAUCAUCAUUGCUCGAUGUAUGGGAUUCUGAAGCAAUCUGCUUAACUCUAAUUGUUACCAAGACCAUUCCUUGUUUAUGAAUUUUUUUAUUUUAUUUUAUUUUCUUUGUAUCUGAUUAUAGAGAUGAAGAUUGAUAAAAAUAUUUCUUGCUUGGA
Camellia sinensis is the source of this 997-nucleotide messenger RNA. The record is from RefSeq and is a predicted model, not a curated record. Lineage: Eukaryota; Viridiplantae; Streptophyta; Magnoliopsida; Ericales; Theaceae.